UUAUAUCGCAUCCAUUAUCCCGAUUUAUAACCCGAUUUAGUUUUACAGGAAAACAACACAGCGAAGGCAAGAAAAUAUGCUGUAUCUGGAAGAUUAUAUUGAAUUGAUCGAGCAGCUGCCUCAAGAUUUAAGAGACAGAUUUACAGAUAUGAGAGAGCUGGAUCUAAAAGUUCAAAAUACUAUUGAUACACUUGAUACUCGAGUACGAAGAUUUUUCUCAGAUGCAAAGAAGUCAAAACCUGAAGGUUUAGAAGAAGAAUACAAAACGAUUCAUACAUCUUAUAAGCAAGCAUUAGAUGAUGCUGAUGAAAAAGUUUCGAUGGCUUCUCAAAUCUAUGAUUUGGUUGAUAGACAUUUGAGAAAACUUGAUCAAGAGCUCACUCGCUUUAAAAUGGAACUUGAAGCAGACUGUUCUGGAAUAACUGAAAUACUGGAACGUCGUUCGAUGGUGUACAAUGAAGACACAUCAUUAGACGCACUGUACAAUGCUACAUACAACCAUUCUUCCAAUACAGAAGCUAACCAGAAACGAAAGUUUGGCGACAUAGAACGAUUGUCAACAGCGUCACUUACGAAUGGGCUUCCUGAAAAGUCGUUUCCGUCUAUAUACCCUUUAGGUACAACAUACCCUCUUACCAAAUCUUCAAGCAUAUCACAAUCUAUUUCACAUGGCGCUUCAACCAAAUCCAGCAGUCUAGCUUUAAAAGGAUCAUCGGCGAGUCUGCUAUCUAGCACGAAAUCGUUUAUCAACGAGAACAUGAAGGAACAAGGUCGAGGCGUGCAAGCAAGUUUGAAGGCAAUGACUGCUGCGCAGAAGAAAGCUGAGCAGCUUGGCAAUAGUCUUUCGAUGAGUGGUCUGUUAGCUCCAGCAGCACCAAAACCGACGUCAUCUUCCUCCUCUUCUUACGUGGAUGUGACUGGCAACAGCUUUUUAACGUCCACACCUUCUGUUUCAUUAUCUCAGAAACACUCGUUGCAGAACCGAACACAAAAGUCUGGCGGGAGGAGAGGGCACAAAACAAUUUCUUCUACUCAGCAGUCGGAUAAGAUUUAUCCAGAACCUUCACUGGACUGGGUUCCAGAUCCUAACGAGCCAACAUAUUGCUUAUGUAACCAGGUUUCGUAUGGUGAAAUGGUUGGAUGUGACAAUCACUCGUGUCCUAUUGAAUGGUUCCAUUAUGGCUGUGUUGGAUUAACGGAUGCUCCAAAAGGCAAGUGGUACUGUCCGGACUGUAGCGCUCAAAUUAAGAAAAGAAGAAUAAGGUGACCAAAGACGUCAAAUAGUAUCGUUUGUUUUAGUGCUAUCAUCACAAAUAUGGCGGCUACGCAGCGAAUGUUUUGAUGUUAUUAGAUCACGAAAUUACUUGUACUUAUUACUAUUUUAUUUAUAAAACAACUUAGAAAAGUGUGUCUUGUUGAAGACGAAAUGUAGAAUAAGUAUAAAAAACAUUUUCAUGUUACUUCUAGCAUA
Hydractinia symbiolongicarpus is the source of this 1471-nucleotide messenger RNA. Its product is annotated as inhibitor of growth protein 3-like. Gene Ontology annotation, cellular component: NuA4 histone acetyltransferase complex. The record is from RefSeq and is a predicted model, not a curated record. The transcript is spliced from 11 exons. Gene Ontology annotation, biological process: regulation of DNA-templated transcription. The coding region runs from base 77 to 1267 and encodes 396 amino acids. NCBI's taxonomy places the organism in Eukaryota, Metazoa, Cnidaria, Hydrozoa, Anthoathecata, Hydractiniidae.